CAAAUUCAUGGUUUUUUUAUUGAAGGCGAUUUUCUAUGGGCUGCUGCGGCUGCUAUUCGAUGUCUUUUCCGGCGCGAUCAACACUUACUACUUCGACCAUUGAUUUUGGAUGAAAUAGUAACCAAUGGUAAUCAUGAUCAACCUAGCGCUUGUGCUGAGGCGAACAACUUCAUCACAAAAGUGACCGCUGAAUUAACUAGGAUGGCCACACAGGAGGCAUACUUGUUACAAGAGGAAAUACAGCUGGCUAUAGAGAGCGCGCGUAAUGAAGAAAAUCUCUCCCAAAUGGAUCCGCGAUGGCAUCCGUGGUUUUAG
Molecule: messenger RNA, 315 nt
Organism: Cooperia oncophora
Lineage: Eukaryota; Metazoa; Nematoda; Chromadorea; Rhabditida; Trichostrongylidae
Source: the annotation of a GenBank genome assembly